Molecule: messenger RNA, 3002 nt
Organism: Porites evermanni
Lineage: Eukaryota; Metazoa; Cnidaria; Anthozoa; Scleractinia; Poritidae
Source: the annotation of a GenBank genome assembly
AUGGUAUUUGGCGGCCCCGGAGAAGAGCUAGCAGUUGUAGCCCUUUGGAUUAAGGUACACUUGGCAUCUCCUUAUCUGGCUAUCCAGAGAAUAAUCCCUGUGAACAAAUAGAAAUCUAAUGCAGUUUUCCGUUUCAAUAGUCUUUUUAAAGUUUUCAUAUAUAGUCUGCAAAACACGGGGUUUAUAUGACCCUCCAGGAAGAAAAAAAAAAAAAUAGAAAACAGUCCAAUGGUUCAUGAUCAAUUACAAAUUAAAAGUGCUCAGGCGUCAAUUUAUACAAGAAUACCUUUAUUGUGUCCUUUAAAUUAAGAAAAAAAAAACAGAGGAGAGAGACCGAAACUAGUGUAGAGACCACGGAGACUUCACAGCUACAGGUUUUCUCACCGAAUAUGUCUGUUGCUCGAAAUUGAUGUCAGGAAAAAAGGAUAUUAAUAAAACAAUGAAAUAAAUCUUAGAACAGUGUAGAAGUGGAAAGGUGGUAAAUGAAAUGUUACAAAUCAAUAAAACAAUAAAACACAUUGGCAAUCACGAAUAAUAUUUGGUAUGAGGUUUGUAGUUGGCUGCAUCUAAGCAGUGUAGUGUGAUGAAAUAUUGCAAAUCACAUGAAAUUCGACGUAUUAUAUUGAAUUAUUUACAGGCACCCUCUAAAGGAAACAAAAUUUUUGGAAAGAUAGCAGAUCUGACGCAAUCCAUCCUCCCCGUUGGUAGGUAUAUCAGAUUACUAACUUAUAAAAAGGUCAACACGAAGAACAUGUAAACAAAUCCUAACUGACUCCCUUAUAGCUUUUGUUCUCCGUUAAUUGGCAAUCAGCAACCUCCCCGCCCCCUCUUACUCCCACACUUGCACACUUUAUCAGCAAUCAUUCAGUUAUCCUUUAAACUCCAAUAUCCAAAUGCAAAUUCUCCCGGCCGAUCUCCAUGCAUUUCCUUGAAGAAUAGGUUGAGAGAUGUUGUUCAAAGAUCAACGCACUUUCUGUUUGGCAAUCAUUUUCUUAACCUAUGCCCCAAAAUUUGAUUCACACCAAAUUUAGUUAGUGCAAAUAUGGUGCAAACAAAAAAUCAAUUUUAUACCGUAAAAUCAAGGGUAAAGAUGGUAAAUACCUCAUUUGCCCUCGAAUUUACAACCCAUGUAAACUGUGAUGCAAAGUCGGUAUUUACCAUCUAUGCCUUUGAUUUCCUCCUAGUUUGCACUUUUUUGUGCUUUAUUUGUCUCGAGCAAAUAUUUGCAAAACUGUAAAUUUAUGUUUUCACUGUGAUUCACAUGACCUGGUUAUCUUGUUUGUGCAUUGAUGUUGCUAGUAAAAAGAUGAUGUUGGUUUAGGCCUUGGGAUAUAAAGGGUUCAAUAAUGCUGAAGUCACAGCUCAGUGAGGGAGAAUGUCGUUGCUCUAGUUGCUUACAUGAUACUUUAAUUAUAAUUUUAGGUUGGUACAAUUUUAGUUAUAUCUUGUUAUUUUACCAUGUUUAAACAUCACUAAAGAAUGACAAAAAAAAUAAUCAUUUUAGUACAAAAAGUGAAAUAAAAAAUAAAAGUUGUUGAGCUGCUUUUCUGCCCUCUUUAAAGAGCUCCAAUUUGCGAAAACAAAUUUUAAACAAGACUCGGGAACACGUCAGAGCUCUGCCUCGUUCAUAGGCGUGUCAAGUGCUUAGUAGAAAAAGCGGCUGCGAGCGAUCAAGGUCCAUGGGAUGGUUAAGUGUUGGCGCAAGAGACUCUGGGAAGGAUGGGCGUUUUCUUCUUCGCUUUUCCCAUGAUCCCUUGCGCGGAACUAGAAUCGCUCCAGUCGAUCUCGAUCACCUAUCCCGGCGGGAACGCGCACUUGACCAGGUACGAGGCAUCUCAGAUCUUUCACUCGCAUCGAAGAAAAAUGUGUGGCCCAGCUACUUGAACGUUAAGGAAACAAUUAAAUGUCACCCUAUUUUACAGGUAAGACUCAUACUGUGGAAAAGACGGAUGGAAUCUAUCUUAUGGAUCUGAUUCCCCAAAAUUGUGCAAACGGCAAUGGCAAUGGUAAUGGCAAUGGAGGUAAUGGUAAUGGCGGCAAUGGUAAUGGCAACGGCAACGGCAAUGGUAAUGGCAAUGGUAAUGGCAAUGGAGGCAAUGGUAAAGGCAAUAGCAACGGCAAUGGUAAUGGUAAUGGUAAUGGUAAUGGCAAUGGAGGCAAUGGCAAUGGUAAUGGCAAUGGCAACGGCAAUGGUAAUGGCAAUGGAGGCAACGGCAACAACAAUAAGAAGGACCCCAAAAGUUUGACUUUACAAUGUUACUACAGUUACGAGGGUUCCCUCACUACGCCUAAAUGCUUUGAAACAGUACACUGGAUAGUUGUGAAAGAUUAUCUCCUGGCCUCUACCAGGCAGGUAAGUAAUGCUCGCUGACUUGAAUGACUGACUUAGCCCAAAGAGAGCUUUCAGUUUACAAUUAAGAUUGGACACUCUACAGGUAUGCUAAGAUACGGGACUAGAUCUGGUUAAGACCGUCAUGGCCAGUGUCACAAUAGCAUGACCGAUCUUCGUUUUAUUAUACGUACGGAAAUUAAAUGCAAUAGCCCAUUGGUGGAGAACUUGGGAAUGUAACUCUGCACUCUCCCACUCUUAGAGAGUUCGUUUUUGUGGUUCAGUAGGUUAGAGGAGAAAAAUUCUACUUGUAUUUGCGUUAAAUACGGACCAUUCCAGGAUACACUGAAAUUGUCAAUGUACUACCAACAAACUGGGCUUGAAACAGAUGACUAUGCAUCGAAGGUUGCUAUCAGACCAGCGUUUCGACUUUUCGGUUGCAAAGCUAUAGACAUUGAGAGUGUUAGUUCAAAUUGUGCUAGAAACAACUAACUUAAACCAGAUGAUGGGUCGUAACUUUCCUUACUUGAUAUAUUUUUCGGUGUUUCAGCUAAAGGAGUUCAGGAAACUUAAGGGUGAACAUGGUAGAAAGCCUCCACUCAUGUGCGACAACUACAGACCAAUCCAACCACUGAAUGACCGCACUGUUUACUCUGUCACAAAGAACGAUUAG